Messenger RNA from Centrocercus urophasianus (Greater sage-grouse), 3106 nucleotides. RefSeq names its product MAM domain containing glycosylphosphatidylinositol anchor 1 (gene MDGA1). The record is from RefSeq and is a predicted model, not a curated record. Gene Ontology annotation, molecular function: protein binding; axon guidance receptor activity. The coding region runs from base 1 to 2901 and encodes 966 amino acids. Gene Ontology annotation, cellular component: axon; neuronal cell body; plasma membrane. NCBI's taxonomy places the organism in Eukaryota, Metazoa, Chordata, Aves, Galliformes, Phasianidae. Gene Ontology annotation, biological process: homophilic cell-cell adhesion; synapse organization. The transcript is spliced from 17 exons.
AUGCUGCCAGGGCUGCUUUGGCUGCUGUUCUUCGCCGGCGCUGCCUUGAAGAUGGAGAUGAUCUGUGUUUUAUUCCUCUCUCUCGUGCCGGCGUACAGCAGGGGACAAGGGGUUUACGCUCCUGCUCAGGCCCAAAUUAUCCAUGCUGGGCAGGCGUGUGUAGUGAAGGAGGACAACAUCAGUGAACGUGUUUACACGAUUCGGGAAGGGGACACGCUGGUCCUGCAGUGUCUGGUCACAGGACACCCCCGGCCACAGGUGAGAUGGACCAAAACAGCUGGCAGCGCAUCGGACAAAUUCCAAGAGACGUCAGUGCUUAACGAGACCCUUCGGAUUGAGAAGAUCCAAAGGCUGCAGGGGGGCCGCUAUUACUGUAAAGCAGAAAAUGGGGUUGGGGUCCCUGCCAUCAAGUCCAUUCGAGUAGAUGUGCAGUAUCUAGAUGAACCUGUCCUCACUGUUCAUCAGACCAUCAGUGAUGUACGUGGCAGCUUCUACCAGGAGAAGACUGUCUUCCUCCGUUGCACCGUCAACUCCAACCCACCAGCUCGCUUCAUAUGGAAACGGGGAGCUGAGACACUUUCCCACAGUCAGGACAAUGGUGUGGACAUCUAUGAACCCCUCUAUACACAGGGUGAAACCAAAGUUCUGAAGCUGAAGAACCUGCGGCCCCAGGAUUACGCCAGCUACACAUGCCAGGUGUCUGUCCGCAACGUCUGCAGCAUCCCUGACAAAUCGAUCACCUUCCAGCUCACAAACACCACAGCCCCACCUGCUCUGAAACUGUCAGUCAAUGAAACAUUGGUGGUCAACCCUGGUGACAACAUCACUAUGCAGUGCUCUCUGACAGGCGGUGACCCACAGCCAGAGGUGCUUUGGUCUCAUUCUCCCGGCCUGCUGCCUCCCAACAGCCUUGUGCAAGGAGGCAACCUCACCAUCUGGAGGAUCCGCGUGGAGGACUCAGGAUACUACAACUGCACAGCCAUAAACAACGUGGGGAACCCAGCAAAGAAGACAGUGAACCUACUCGUGCGGUCCAUGAAGAAUGCCACGUUCCAAAUCACCCCUGAUGUGAUCAAAGAGAGUGAGACCAUCCAGUUAGGGCAGGACUUGAAACUCUCAUGCCACGUGGAUGCUGUCCCCCAGGAGAAAGUUGUCUACUCCUGGUACAAGAAUGGGAAACCAGCCAGGUUCUCAGACCGGUUACUCAUCACCAGGAAUGACCCUGAGCUCCCACCUGUGACCUGCAGCUUGGAGAUUAUCGACCUGAGAUUCAGUGACUACGGCACCUACCUGUGUGUGGCCACCUUCCAGGGAGCACCCAUUCCUGACCUCAGUGUGGAGGUGAACAUCUCCUCAGAGACAGUGCCGCCAACCAUCAGUGUCCCCAAGGGUCAGUCUACCAUCACCGUCCGGGAGGGCUCCAGGGCUGAGCUGCAGUGUGAGGUUCGAGGGAAGCCUAAGCCACCCAUCGUCUGGUCCCGAGUAGAUAAGGAAACCCCCAUGCCUUCAGGGACAAUGACGGUGGAGACAUAUGAUGGGAAGCUGCACCUGGAGAGCAUCAGCCGAGAAAUGAGCGGGACCUAUAAGUGCCAGACAGCCAGGUACAAUGGCUUUAACAUCAGACCACGGGAAGCCCUGGUGCAGCUCAACGUGCAGUUUCCACCGGUGGUGGAGCCAGCCUUCCAGGAUGUGCGGCAGGGCAUGGGGCGCAGCGUCACCCUGCGCUGCACCAUGCUGAAGGGCAGCCCCAUGAAGGUGGCCACCUCUGUCUGGCGCUUCAAUGGCACCCUGCUGGCGCAGCCCCCUGCAGAGCAGCAGGACUACUCGGAGCUAAAAGUGGACAGCGUGAGCCGGGAGACCAGCGGCAGCUACGAGUGCAGCAUCUCCAAUGAUGUGGGGGUCUCCGCCUGCCUCUUCCAGGUGUCUGCAAAAGCUUACAGCCCUGAGUUUUACUAUGACACUCCAAACCCCACCCUGAGCCAGAAGCAAUCCAAGAAUUACUCUUACAUCUUGCAGUGGACACAGAAGGAACCUGAUGCUGUGGAUCCUAUCCUCAAGUAUCGCCUGGAAGUCAGGCAGCUGGCUCAACGAAACAUCAUCCAAACCUUCAUUCCUGUGCAGAAAAUGGAGAAGGGCCUGUUGCUGGAGCACAUCCUGCCCAACCUGAAGGUGCCUCAGAGCUACGAAGUUCGCUUGACACCUAUCACCAGCUUUGGGGCUGGCGAUAUGGCUGCUCGCAUCAUCCGGUACAUGGAACCAAUCAACUAUCCCAGCCCAACAGAUAACACCUGUCGCUUUGAGGAUGAGAAGAUCUGCGGCUUCGUGCAAGACAAGAUGGACAACUUUGACUGGACACGGCAGAACGCCCUGACCCAGAACCCCAAGCGUACUGUCAACACUGGGCCACCCACGGACAUCAGCGGUACGCCAGAGGGUUAUUACAUGUUCAUCGAGGCCUCUCGGCCCCGGGUGACAGGAGACAAAGCCCGGCUGAUCAGCCCACUAUACAACAUCACGGCCAAGUACUACUGUGUCUCCUUCUACUACCACAUGUACGGCAAGCACAUCGGCUCCUUGAAUCUGCUGGUUCGCGUGCGGAACAAGCGGGCCAUCGACACCCAGGUGUGGUCACUGAGUGGGAACAGGGGGAACAUGUGGCAGCAAGCACAUGUGCCCAUCAACCCUCCUGGGCCCUUCCAGAUCAUCUUCGAAGGCGUCCGGGGCACGAGCUAUGAGGGAGACAUUGCCAUUGAUGAUGUCACUCUGAAAAAGGGGGACUGUCCAAGGAAGCCAAUUGGACCGAAUAAGGCGGUUGCUCUUCCAGGAAGUGGGGUUCCAGCCCAGCAUGGCCCUUGUCUUUGUGGCCCAUUGACUUUCUUCCUUUACAUGCUGCUCAGAUGAUGGCAAGUGAGCACUCCUGUCUUCGGACCGAGACAUUCCUGCUCCUUUCCUACUCAGCCACCUCUGCUCCUCUUCUUCCCCUCCUCACUGGCACACCAAAGUGUCCAUAUGUUACCAAAGACUGACAGGCAUGACCACGCAAAGGGAUCUGGUUCAGAACUGGAGCACUCCUUGAGAAAGUCAUAAUGUCUAAGACAAAAUUAAA